This is a messenger RNA of Suillus subalutaceus, 1521 nucleotides long. RefSeq lists its product as uncharacterized. Lineage: Eukaryota; Fungi; Basidiomycota; Agaricomycetes; Boletales; Suillaceae. The coding region runs from base 1 to 1521 and encodes 506 amino acids. The transcript has 7 exons. The record is from RefSeq and is a predicted model, not a curated record.
AUGCUCAUCGAGGUCCGAAGGAUUGGUAGAAGAACUACCGAGACACAGAAGUUAGACAUCGCCCGGCAACGCGAUCGUCUCCAAGGCCAGAUAGAUGGAUUCACUCGGUCUGCUAUUACGCAUCUCGGAGAGGGAUUUGAUGCAGAUGAUGAUCCUGAAGACUUGUACUUGGACAUUCUUGAUGAUCUCGAUGAUGACUUGGCAGACUUCACCGAGACAUCUGACACAUGGGCAAACUCCCCUGAGCUCACUGUAAUCCCAUUGCCAUCAAACCUCGGGGUAGAUCGAUGCAGACGCUGUAUGGCAGACGAUCUCAUUCCGCUGGAGAUGUCUCUUCGUGAAGGGCAGGCCAAUGACUCCCUUCACAACCUCCGAAUUCACUUGUGCAACAAGGCGAUUCUGUUUCGAACAACAGUGACGUCGGUGCAGCAGGCGGUGUCCCUCCAUGCCAGUAUAUAUACGAAGACGAGGAAGCAAAUGAUGCAACUGGAGCCAGGGCAAGACCAGGUUCAGAAAUACAAACCCCUGCUUCGAGAGCAGCUCAAAUCAGCACUGCCGUCGGCGAUCCAAAUGCCCGAGGUCAGCGAAACGAGUCCCUCGCUUGGUUCUGGUCAGUCGAAGUCGACCUUGGGGGUCCCAAUCACUCGUGGAAUGAGGAAUCUGACAGAGUCAUCCGAAGUUUACCGAGUUCAUUGGCUCCGGGCAAAGGCACUACGGGAUCGAUGGAAGGAAGAAAAUGAUGUUGGUCCAAUUGGAGAUGGAUUGGACAUCAACCCAAUGGGUGACAGGAUGCGGGAAUCAUUGGUGAAACACCUUCCGGGUCAUGCAUGCUACUCGGGAAGGCAAUCCCAAAUACGUCCGGCAAUGGGUUCCGACCCCUCACACUCACUCAGGCAGAUAUUGCAGCUACAAUGUCAAUGGCUGCAUCUUGCAUCCGAGCGUCCAUCUCUCAAUAUCAGAUGGAGGCUGCCCACACCCAGGAGCCAUCUGCUACUUCGGAUCACGCACUUUAAAGCCGGGCUGCAAUGGGAGAUAGCUUACUCAGCUGCAAGGAACAUCAUUUCGGUUGUUCCGAGCCCGGUUGCUCAUAUUCUUCAGUUGAUUCCGGAGCUCGCCUGGAACAUGGUUCCGGACCACAUCUUUUCAUCCCACCUAUGCCAGUUUCAAGAUGUUGCAGAUCUGGGGGAUCCCUCCCGCAUUGUAUCCACCUAUGGUACUCCAUGGUGGACCGGAUCAACUGCCAUCCCGAACGAAUUAUGGCCAUGGGAUCAGUCUGGCGUUGAGGACGAACGUCUUGUUGUUCCCGAGCAGGUGGAUGAAAGCUCGGUUGCAACGCUGAAGGCACUGAGGUGGAUGAGGGAACGCCUCCUGACAGUGAUUGAGGAUCAACAAGCUGGCAUCCGUGAAAAGAUGGCAGAGAUUCAGAUGUACAACCGCCGUCCUAACCAAAUUGAACCCAAGGGGACCAGAGUAGUUCUAGUCCUUCAGUUCAGAAUGUUGAUGUCUAAAUUCUGUACAUGA